CGCCCACGUGGCCUGAGAAUUUCAUGGUGUGAUGUGUCCUCGGGGAUGUCGCGAGGAGCCUUCCACUUGCUUUUUCUACAUCACCUCCUCCUCGCCUUUGCCGCUCGACAUGCGGCGCAGAGUGGAGCCAACAGCGCAGCGGUCAGCGCAGACUGGAGCCGCUCUGCUCGGCAAACCUUGCAGAGCAUUCAGUUGCUGUGGAACCCUGAUGAGGGCAACGAGUCCGAAGCAACCGAGAAUAAUACAGAAGUGCAGCUCUCGCAGUACUUGGCGGUGAUGGCGUUGAAGAGCUGCACGGAGAUGAGCUCUGUGAAUGUGAAGAAUAGCUCUGUGUUGGAGCUGAAGAGGAGGCUCAAGGACGCAAAACCACGUCCUGCGACAUCCCGUGACGGUAUUUCAAUGAAGCCCAUGAAGCUGCUGCUGGACCACGUAAAGCACUCUGCAACCUGGGGUUCGGUUCUUUCUCAGCUACAGGCUAUUCGGCUGCCUACAUCCAGAUGGCACACUUGUGAGUUCAGGAAAGCUUGCAGGUGA
Molecule: messenger RNA, 534 nt
Organism: Durusdinium trenchii
Lineage: Eukaryota; Dinophyceae; Suessiales; Symbiodiniaceae
Source: the annotation of a GenBank genome assembly